Messenger RNA from Striga asiatica, 411 nucleotides. The record is from the annotation of a GenBank genome assembly. Lineage: Eukaryota; Viridiplantae; Streptophyta; Magnoliopsida; Lamiales; Orobanchaceae.
AUGAGUUUCAGUUUCCAGACCAUCCUAGCUGAUAAAUGCAAGGAUCUAGACUCGGGUAAGGGUGUUGAGUUGAAUUGUCAAGGUGAGGAUAAUGGAUACACCCCUAGUAAAGGAGUCACCUCACCUAUAGAUCAGAAUAGUGGUAUGAAGUUGGUUGUUGAUAGUGGAAGUUCUGAGGAUGGAAAGGAGGCUGCAAUAAAUGCAGAUACUUUACCUAUAGAGCCCACUUAUCAUUCUGCUCUUUUAAGUGAUCCAGAAGAUCAAUUCAUUAAGGUAGCUAUACAACCUGAUAAUAAUGAGGUUAAGGGAGUGGCUAAGAGAAGGAUAAUAGUUCCUAGAAAGAAUAAACAUGCUUUUCAAACUAUCCCUGUGGAUAUGCAUCCAAAAAGGUUUCCUCUAAAAGGAACUUGA